Molecule: messenger RNA, 4818 nt
Organism: Physeter macrocephalus (sperm whale)
Lineage: Eukaryota; Metazoa; Chordata; Mammalia; Artiodactyla; Physeteridae
Gene: FOXN1
Product: forkhead box N1
Exons: 8
Coding region: 79-2016 (645 amino acids)
Biological process (GO): regulation of transcription by RNA polymerase II
Molecular function (GO): DNA-binding transcription factor activity, RNA polymerase II-specific; transcription cis-regulatory region binding
Source: RefSeq, a predicted model, not a curated record
GGACCUGGGCUGGGUCAGCCCUGGACGGUGGUCCUCACGCUCAUCACAGCUGGCUUUCUUCGAGGCCAGGACUGGGGGAUGGUGUCGCUACUCCUGCCGCAGUCUGACGUCACGCUGCCGGGCCCCACCAGACUGGAGGGCGAGCCCCAAGGGGACCACAUGCAGGCACCGGGCCUCCCAGGCUCCCCUGCCCCACAGAACAAGCAUGCCGGCUUCAGCUGCUCAUCAUUUGUGCCCGAUGGCCCUCCAGAGAGGGCACCCUCACUGCCUCCACACAGCCCCUGCGCCGCGUCACCAGGUCCCGAGCAGGUCCACUGCCCAGCUGGCCCUGGCCUGGGCCCCUUCCGGCUCUCACCCUCAGACAAGUACCCCGGCUUCGGCUUUGAGGAGGGCCCGGCAAGCAGCCCCAGGCACUUCCUCAAGGGCAGCCAUGUGCCCUUCCAUCCCUACAAGCGGCAUUUCCAUGACGACGUCUUCCCUGAGGCCCAGACCGCCUCGGCCCUCGCUGGACACUCCUUUAAGACCCCAGGGGCGCUGGAGGCCUUCGAGGAGAUCCCCACGGAUGUCGGGGAGCGUGAGGCCUUCCUGCCUGGCUUCCCAGCAGAGGCCUGGUGCGACGGACUCCCCUACCCCAGCCGGGAGCACAGCCCCCAAGUCCUGGGGUCAGAAGUCAAGGUCAAGCCCCCACCUCUGGAGAGUGGUCCAGGGAUGUACUGUUACCAGCCCCCCUUGCAGCAUAUGUACUGUCCUUCCCAGCCCGCCUUCCACCAGUACUCACCAGGUGGCAGCAGCUACCCUGUACCCUACCUGGGCUCCUCACACUAUCCAUACCAGCGGAUUGCACCCCAGGCCAGCACCGAUGGGCACCAGCCUCUCUUCCCAAAACCCAUUUACUCCUACAGCAUCCUCAUCUUCAUGGCCCUGAAGAACAGUAAAACUGGGAGCCUUCCUGUCAGCGAGAUCUACAAUUUUAUGACGGAGCACUUUCCUUACUUCAAGACGGCGCCUGAUGGCUGGAAGAAUUCUGUCCGCCACAACCUGUCUCUUAACAAGUGCUUCGAGAAGGUAGAGAACAAAUCAGGCAGCUCCUCUCGCAAGGGCUGCCUGUGGGCCCUCAAUCCAGCCAAGAUCGACAAGAUGCAGGAGGAGCUGCAGAAGUGGAAGAGGAAAGACCCCAUUGCCGUGCGCAAAAGCAUGGCCAAGCCAGAAGAGCUGGACAGCCUCAUUGGAGACAAGAGGGAGAAGCUGGGUUCCCCACUGCUCAGCUGCCCGACCCCUGGGCUGACAGGCUCAGGCCCCAUCCGGCCCCUGGCACCUCCAGCCGGGUUCUCCCAGCCGCUGCACUCAAUCCACCCAGCUCCGGGCCCCAUUCCUGGCAAGAAUCCCCUGCAGGACCUACUUGGGGGGCACGCACCCUCCUGCUAUGGGCAGACAUAUUCGCACCUCUCACCGGGCCUGGCCCCUCCCAGACCUCCGCAGCCAUUGUUCCCACAGCCAGAUGGGCACCUUGAGCUGCGGGCCCAGCCGGGCACCCCCCAGGACUCACCUCUGCCUGCCCACACCCCACCCAGCCACAGUGCCAAGCUGCUGGCUGAACCUUCCCCAGCCAGGACCAUACAUGAAACCCUGCUGCCAGACGGAGACCUUGGCACUGACCUGGAUGCCAUCAAUCCCUCUCUCACUGACUUCGACUUUCAGGGAAACCUGUGGGAACAGCUGAAGGACGACAGCUUGGCCCUUGACCCCUUGGCACUGGUGACCUCACCCCUGACGUCAUCUUCAAUGCCGCUGCCCCAACCCCCAUCCCCAUCCUGCUGCUUCCCCCCUGGGCCCUGUCUGGCAGAGACGGGCAGUGGGGCAGGCGACUUGACACCACCAGGCAAUGGGGGCUCCGGGGCAGUGGGGGACCUGCAUCUCACCACCCUUUACUCAGCCUUCAUGGAGCUGGAACCCACGGCCCCUGCUGGCCCCUCUGUGUACCUCAGCCCCAGCUCCAAGCCCAUGGCCCUGGCAUGAGCUAUGCCCAGCAGCUGCUCCAGCCUUUGCCUGGCCUGGAAGUCCCAGCUGGCCGCCCAUGUCGGGCUCACCUUAAAGGUCAAGGAAGGAACACACUCCCUGUCCCCUAUGCCACUAAGCCAACUUGUUUGUUAGCUGGCAGCUGGGGGUGUAGAAGUCACCACCCAGGAUUCUGCCCCUCACACAUUUCUGCCGCCUGGUACACCAGCUCCUCGCUCAGGGCCCCUGAAGAGCAAGUGUCUGGGCAAGAAGAAAAUGCACUCUCCCCAGCCCACACUCAUCCACACCUAAGCCCUCAUGCACGUAUGCUCAGGCGCACAUGCACAGAAACACACACAUACAGUUAUGCAGACAUACACCCACACACAUACCUUAUAUCCAGAGCAAUCAGAACUACAUCACAGAGCCUGACUUCAUUUUGGGGGCAGCUGAGAGCUGAGGGCUUUGGUUACCAAAAGCUCAGGGCCCCCGUGCCAGGUCCAAGACCACUAUGGAACCCUAUCCUGACGUCCACGUUCUCUGCAGGCCCGUUCCCCUCCAGGCAUGAUCUUUCCCAGAGCCCCCUGUAUUUAUUCUCCCAUCUUCAUCCCAGCGGCCCAUCACGAAGGAGGAGAUACGGAGUUUCUCCCCAAGUUGUCUGUGGGUCCACCCCCGGGGGGCUGCUAUUCAGCAGCACCCGCCCUGCCAGGCUCUACCUGUCCUCAACUUAAGCUCUCUCUGGCCUUUCCCAGGAUGACACACAGGAGGGGCAGCGUCCACCCCAGGACCAAACUGAGCCCAAUUCCGACACAAAGUGUUUGGAAAAGCCCUUGCCCUCAGAAACUUGAAAGUGUCCUUUUCUCCCAGCCCUGGGUGCAGGAAGGGCCCCUCCAGGUCACUACAGUCUCACUCCUGAGAAGUUCACGUAGGUUAGGCCCCAGCUUGUGAAUUACUUCCAGCUGUCUCAGGCAGCCUGGGCAUUCAGGGAAGGGAAGUCUGGUAGAGGCUGGUGGGGGGAGCACACAUGCCCCCUUUCUUUGACUGCUUGGCAGGCCCGGGAUGCCCCUGGAAUGAGGGGGUGUGACCCAGUUGCCCUCCAUGCCCUACCUGAGAGCCCAACCCGUAGCAAGUGGGAGCCUCAGCCUACCCAGGGUCUGAGGGUGACAAGAACCCCCGGAGGUUGGCCCCAGGUUCAGAUGAGACACAAGCAGAACCCUUGAAGACCUGCCAUCGUCCCCUGUCCUGGAACAAUAAAGCAAGUAACUUGUGGUCUCGGCUACCAAGCUUUCCUUUCCGGACCUCCCCACCCUGGGGCAGAAAGGUUAGGACACACUGACUGCAGAUUCCCUGGUCCUGUGAUUUUACCCCAACCCUCACCUAGGACUGUGAAGUUUCAAUCCAAAGAGAGAGAUAUCUCAGAGUACUUCCUGACCAGCACGGGGAGGAUGGGGCUGGCAGGGAGAACUUCCCCGGGGAGAACUUCCAAAAGGAUUGGAGGCAGCAGCUGCCCCGCCCAGAGGAAGGGAGAGGGUGCCCUUCCACCACACCCCUUCAUACCGAGAUCUACCCUCCCUCCUCUCACCCUCCAUCUCCUCACACAAGAAAGGGUCACUUCCCUAUCCUGGCUGUGCCUUCCUGCCCCCAUCUUUCCCUGGCUUGGCUCCGAGUUCCACAGAUGACACGAAUGGACCAUAGCCUGGUGCUGUGUGCACUGCUGGCCCCGGAGGGUGGUCUCUGGAGGGUCAGGGGCCCACUCAGUCCCACUUAGGGUACCACCACCAGGCAGGCUGCUGUCACCAAACAGCAGCCUGAGAGGCAGCCCCACACUCUGCCUGAACAGGGCUGGGGCAGGUGUGGGAGCCAGAAGCACAUACAUGGACCUCAGACCACGAGUCUCAGAGCAGUCACAGGUGGGGCUUUUGCUUCGAAAGUUCUUCCAGGGCCUAGGCCUAGGGGCAAGCCAACACCACCUGCCUUCCCCAGAGGACAGUUCUGCAAAGGAUCCCAUAAUAGAACCCCGCCCUACAUCAGCACCCUCCCUCACAGAGGCUCUAAGUCUGGGGCUGGGGCUAGAGGGAGAGGGUGGGGCAGGGAGUGGGGGAAGGCAUGGGCAGCCAGUGCACCCAAGAGGAAGACACCCCCCACGCUGCGCGCUGCAGCCCAGCCCCGCAGCAUAGGAAGUGGUGAAGGCUCUCUGUCAAGGCCCCAGCUGAUGUUGCACCCCAGCUCUGAGCAACCCCAGGCCUGUGUCUUGAUACCCAAGACCCCAAGGGCUGGGCAAAUGUUUCGUGGGAGAACCCACUUUCUUGCGUCAGACCCUCGGACGCUGGAGACUCAGACAACCUACUGUACACCUCCAGCCUAGGCAGCAAGCAAGGACAUCUCCAGGAGCCUUCAGUCCGACCUCGGUCUUCUGGGCCCAUUCGACACACCUACGAGUAAGCUUGCCCCUGUGCAAGUAAGACGGGUGGCAAGCAGAUAAGACUUGGGGGUCUCAUGUUUGUUUGUUUGUUUUUUUGUAACCAGGCUGGCCCUUGGACUUAAAACCGGGGGGCAGCUUCCCUCUGAACUGAGCCCCACACUUCUGCUCAUAUGCUGCCCCCUGCUGGCCACCUAUCACCACGUGUUCAACCACCGUUUAGAGUGAGGAACAGUCUGAAUGGAUGCAGGGUCUGCAUCCUCUCACACUAUCCACUAGUCCUCUAUUUGUGGGGAAUUAACCCUUUUGUUCAGGGGCUCUAAACAUGAGGGUUCUAAAACUGGUUAGAAUUCAUGAGUCCAUGAAUUUGAAUAAAGGAAUUACACCUUCAUUUUCACUCAUCU